AUGUCCUCCUCGUCGGUGGUUUCGCACUCGCUGUCGGACUCACCAACCUCGCGGCGCCGGUGGAAGAUGCAGCACUCUGGCACGUCGGGACCAAUCGCCGUGCAGGGCUGCCUUCACGGGGAGCUCCGGCGUGUGUAUGACUCCAUCGCCCUGGCGGAGAAGCUCAACAAUGUGAAGGUCGACUUGCUCAUCAUCUCCGGCGACUUUCAGGCCAUGCGCCACUCGAAUGACCUGGACACGCUGCAGGUUCCCCCCAAGUACAAGGUGCUCGGAGACUUCCCGGACUACUACUCCGGCCGGGUGGUCGCCCCCAUCCCCACCCUUUUCAUUGGCGGCAACCACGAGGCCAGUGGAUAUAUGCGUGAGCUCAUCACUGGUGGCUUCGCCGCGGAGAACAUCUACUUCAUGGGCAGCAGCGGGGUCAUCCGGUUCGGGCCGCUGCGCAUUGCCGGCUUGUCCGGCAUCUUCAAGCCGCAAUCCUUCCAGAUGGGCCACAUCCACCAGCCGCCCUACUCGCCAGGAACCAUUCGCUCGGCAUACCAUGUCCGGCGGGUGGACAUGGCCCGGCUGGCGCUGCUCCAGCACCCGGUCCUGCCCGGAGCGGCGCCUCCUGUGAAUGUAUUCCUGUCGCACGAUUGGCCGGUCGGCAUCACGGACUUCGGUGACUGCCGGCGUCUGAUUCGCUCGAAGCCCUACUUCGAGGAGGACAUUCGCAACCGCGAGCUGGGGAAUCCCCUGUCCAUGGACAUGCUCCUGAGGCCCUUGCGGCCGCACUAUUGGUUCAGUGCGCACCUGCACGUCAAGUUUGCGGCCCUUGUGCCGCACAGCCCGGCCCCCGGCCCGGCCGAGCCCCCGGCAAAGCGCCCGCGCACGGGCGACCAUACGCCACUCGGGGACGCCACCGGGGCUGAGGCCUCUGCCGGGUGUGAGGCCGCCGAUCAGGCGGCGGGUCCCGCCAUCGUCCCAGAAUCCAAGGUUGCUUUGGCCUGCACGCGCUUCCUGGCCCUGGACAAGUGCCAUCCUCGAGGGCACUUCAUCCAAUUGGUCCCACUGAACCUUGGCGAGACAGUGCCCGGCCCAGCAGGCGAGGACGGCCCGGCCUCGACCCCUCGGCCGGCCUAUCGCUUCGAGUACGACGACGAGUGGCUGCUCAUCAUGCGCCGGACAAAUGCCGCUCUUUUCGGGGCGCUCUUUACGGAGGCUCACCAGGAGCGUCUUCUCCGGCAGCAGGCGCUUCUGGCCGAGGCGUGGAAAACCGGCGAGGGCCCAUAUGCCGAGCAUGUGGCCCUCGAGCGGCAGUGGCUGGCCGAUCUGCACGCCAAGCACGCCACGAAUGACGGCACUGGCUGGGGCGGUAUCCCGGUUCUCCCCUUCGAGCCCAGUCUCUCCGACGCCCUGCCCACCAGUAAUCCGCAAUCCUCGAAGCUCAGUCAGAUGCUCGGCCUGGAGGACUUCCUCCGGCACAGUGCCGAGACCAGGGCUUGCUCCGUGCGCGACUGGCAACAGCGCACCUUCCUCGACUGGUCGGAGGCCGACGAGAUGGCUGUCGCCGCCAGUGCGGCUGCCCCUCCGACCGACGCCGCAUCCCCCCUGUCCGACAGUGGGGCGGAGGCCUCGGUCAAUUUGGAUGCUAUUGAUCUCGACGAUGAGGACGAUGAUUGGACUCCCUCGGCCGACGGGGGACAGGGCCCGUCGCAGCCGAUCUGCACGGCCAACCCGGAUGCGAUUGACCUUGAUGACGACGAUGAUGCUGAUGAUGCUGAUGUCGAUGGUGAUAGCGGUGCCGCCAUCCAGGAAAGUGCGGGGCAGAGUGCCGAAGCGCCGCUGGCCCAAGAUCACAGCUCUGCCAUCAAUCCGGACGCCAUCGACCUGGACGAGGAGGACUUGGCAGAUUAGCUGCCAUCUGUUGGCUGAAAUAGAGUGCGCCGUGUCUGGACAAUGUAUAUUUGGGAUG
Fonticula alba is the source of this 1954-nucleotide messenger RNA. RefSeq lists its product as hypothetical. The record is from RefSeq and is a predicted model, not a curated record. Gene Ontology annotation, cellular component: nucleus. Bases 1 to 1896 code for a protein of 631 amino acids. Gene Ontology annotation, molecular function: RNA lariat debranching enzyme activity. Gene Ontology annotation, biological process: mRNA splicing, via spliceosome. NCBI's taxonomy places the organism in Eukaryota, Rotosphaerida, Fonticulaceae. The transcript has 4 exons.